AUGAUGUGGUCAGUGUACAAAGUAGCUGCACUAAUACUGCUCAGUGCACUCAGCAAAGGACAACUUCCAGAAGAUGACUUCAGGAUAAUCAACAGACAAGAUCUUUUGACGACGGAUCACAGCGACGUGUUCGAGGAUAGCAGUUCUGGUUCAUUUUCGCAAUUGCUGUUCGAUGUCGCAAGAGACCAAGUUAUUGUGGGCGCAAGGGAUGCUCUCUACCGAUUAUCUCUUCGAGGCCUUGGAGUGCUGGAACGAGCUGACUGGCUGGCUCCCUCCAGUAAGAUAAAGCUGUGUCAGAUGAAGGGACAAACUGAGGAAGACUGCCACAAUUACAUCAAGGUCCUCCUGCUGCAUGGUCAUAAGCUGUUCGCUUGUGGAACACACGCGUUUAGUCCUGUCUGCAGCUGGCGAGAGAUCGAGUCAAUAAAAACAGUGACGGAAUGGGCGACUGGAGUAGCGAGCUGCCCUUACAACCCUCAUUCUAAUGUGACUGCGAUACUGGCUUCCAACGGGGAGUACUAUGCUGGAACCCCCACCGACUUCGCUAGUUCUGACACCGCUAUAUGCAGGAGCCAGGGAGCAGCCAGCCACGACUUGGGCAUGCUGCGCACCACCCAGUACGACCUGAACUGGCUGAACGAGCCACAGUUCGUGGGCAGCUUCGAAGACGACCAGUUCGUGUACUUCGUGUUCAGAGAAGUCGCUGUGGAGUUCAUGAAUUGUGGAAAGAUAAUCUACUCGCGCAUCGCCAGAGUGUGUAAGAACGAUCCAGGUGGCUACUUGGUGAUGAAGGACAGUUGGAGCACGUUCCUCAAGGCUCGGCUGAAGUGCUCAGUGCCUGGAGACGUUCCCUUCAACUAUGAUGAGGUGCAGAGUGUGGAGUACUUGCCGCAGGAGAAGAUACUUGUUGCUACGUUCACUACACCUACGAACAGUAUAGUCGGCAGUGCAGUAUGUGUGUACAACAUGUCGGACAUCACCGCGGCGUUCGAAGGUCCGUACAAGGUACAGGACAGACCCACUUCAACAUGGGAACCACGGUCACCUUCUAAACAGGCUAGAGACCAUUUCAAAUGUGUGCCGGAUUCUAGAAUAAACGAAGCCAUAGAAUACCAUCGCUACCACCUAAUGUAUGAAGCAGUCCAACCAGUAUCAGGAGAACCAAUCUUCAAGCUAACGUCAGAAAGAUUCACCCAUCUCACCGUUGACGUCACGAGUGCAAAGAAUAUUGAAAAGCAAUUGGUACUCUACGUCGCGACUCAGGAGUCUAACGUGCUGAAGUUGUCAGUAUUGCCGAAGCUGGAUGGCGCGUGUUUGGUUGAGAGAUGGAACCUUAAUAGCAAGAAUCAUAGCUUUGAGGUUCUCACCAUGCAGUUUGUUAAGGAUACUAUGUCAAUCUACAUAGGCGGUAGAUCAGGUAUAUACCGCAUCUCAGGGGCACGUUGCACCCGCUACGCGAGUAGGUCAGGCUGUGUGCUGGCCGGGGACCCGCACUGCGGCUGGGACGACGCGCGCGAGCUCUGCGUCGCGGCCGCAGGGAGGAUUGGGGACCCUGCCUUCAAACAGGAUACUAGCGCUUGUCCAGCUAUAGAUGCUCCAGUGGACGGUGGUUGGUCGAGCUGGUCGGAGUGGGAGCCGUGCAUGCAGGACGGCACGUCGCAGUCGCUGUACGACGACAACAAGCCAGACAUGUGCCACUGUCGGACCCGGCGCUGUGACAACCCUAGACCGGCUUAUGGCGGACAAGCCUGUGAUGGCGCCAGUAUAUCAGUGACCAACUGCACCGUCCACGGCGGGUGGUCGAGUUGGUCGGGUUGGUCGAAGUGCUCGGCGUCGUGUGGCAUCGCCAUCAAGUCGCGGCGCCGCACGUGUACGUCGCCAGAACCUAAGUUUGGAGGCAGAGUCUGUGUCGGACUCGAUAUUGAUGAUGUCUACUGCAAUCUGCCACCCUGCCCCGACCCAAAUCUCGCAGCCGUAGACGGUGGCUGGUCAGACUGGGGUCCUUGGUCUACUUGUACAGCAUCGGGUGGUCCUGGAUGUGGUCCCUCUGGAGGGUGGAAGGAAAGACACAGGGAGUGUAACAACCCCACACCUAAAAAUGGAGGAUCCGACUGUGAGGGACUGACUACUGAGAGACAGGCCUGUGAUAUGGCACCCUGUGAGGUCAGGAAGGCCACUGCAUGGUCACCUUGGGUCCAGAUACCUGGCAACGGAUCAGAUGGAAGUUACACUGAAAAGAGAUUUAAGUUCCAAUGCAGAGCUCCAUCUCCUGAGCAACUGAAGCUCUCAAUGGUCCGCGAAGACGAACGCUACUGUAACUCCCGCGGCCGCUGUAGUAGUGAGCCUAUAUCUGACAAUGAGGUCGGCUGGGAGGCCUGGGGGGCCUGGGAGGCAUGCUCCGUCUCUUGCGGAGGAGGGCAUCAGAGGAGGACUAGGAGGUGUCUCAAACAUGGACAGUGUCACGGACCUAGUGAGAUGCUGCAGGCUUGUAAUAAGCUGGCUUGUACUGGAGAGUGGUCAUGUUGGAGCGAGUGGAGCGAGUGUCGCGGCGAUUGCCCGGCGGCGGCCAGCAGCGCGGCGGGCCACCGCACGCGCGCGCGCACGUGUCUGUCGCCCGAGGGCUGCGCCGGCGACGGGGACGAGUGGGCCGCGCUGGAGCGACGCGUCUGUGUUAAGAAUUGUGCAGGCUCAGAAGCGGGCUGGGGUGAAUGGGGACCUUGGGAAGACUGUACAGGCGGGGAGCGGAUCAGGAAGCGAGCAUGUCUGGCCGGGGCAUGUCUAGGGGCACAGCUCCAGGUUGCCAGGUGCUCUGAUGAUAACCAGGAUAUUGACAAUGAACUAUACGCGAUGCCAGCUUACAGCCAAAACGUAGAGAUGGCCUCAUUCGUCACUAUGGGCAACAAUGAGACUCUCAGCAUUGGCAGUAUUAUAGGCUGCGUCGUUGGAGCCUUUGCCAUGGGUUGUCUAGUCUGCCUGGCGGGUGUAAUAUUCUGCCAGCGGCGCGGGACCAGGAUGCCGUGGAACAAGCAACACCGCGUGCCGUCCAGCCCGCACUAUAUCACUGCCAAACAGAAUAGCUACGUCACUGUGCCGCUCAAAGAAGUUCCGCGAAAAGCGAAACGCCAACCAUCUUUCACGGGCAUCGGCAGUACUAGCGGUCUCCUUUUAUCGAAAAGCAACAACAUAUCAAACGCGAACAACCACAACACAGCGGCUACGACUCCCAAACUAUACCCGAAAGCCAUCGCGAACGAGUACGAUUCCCUCGGCACUUUACGAAGACAUUCAAACCAACCAAACAACAAAAACAACUUAGAUAUCGAAGAAGACAAGUUUUAUUGA
Messenger RNA from Spodoptera littoralis (African cotton leafworm), 3342 nucleotides. The record is from the annotation of a GenBank genome assembly. Lineage: Eukaryota; Metazoa; Arthropoda; Insecta; Lepidoptera; Noctuidae.